Messenger RNA from Trypanosoma brucei brucei TREU927, 351 nucleotides. Its product is annotated as dynein light chain 2B, cytoplasmic, putative. The transcript has a single exon. Bases 1 to 351 code for a protein of 116 amino acids. Lineage: Eukaryota; Euglenozoa; Kinetoplastea; Trypanosomatida; Trypanosomatidae. Gene Ontology annotation, biological process: microtubule-based movement. The record is from RefSeq and is a predicted model, not a curated record. Gene Ontology annotation, cellular component: cytoplasm; cytoplasmic dynein complex. Gene Ontology annotation, molecular function: dynein intermediate chain binding.
AUGGAAUUUAACGCAUCAACUACCAACGAGCGUGAGCGGCGAAUCAAAUCUGUGGAGGAAGUACUGCUCCGCAUCGCCAAGCAUGAGGGUGUUGUUGGAUAUCUUGUGCUGAACCCUGCAGAUGGGCGAGUUAUGAGGUAUUCAGGUUUUUCAUCAGAUGAACGGAAAGUCAAAAAGUAUGCAGAUAAAAUAAAUGGCUUCACAGCGUUGGCAGCCUCCACCAUCCGUACUAUUGACUGGAAGGAUGACCUAACCUUCCUUCGUAUGGGUCUCGGGUUGACCGAAAUACUGAUAGCACCAGACGUAGACAAGCAGUAUGUUUUGAUUGUCGUGCAAGAGAUCAGAUCUUGA